Molecule: messenger RNA, 1798 nt
Organism: Dendrobium catenatum
Lineage: Eukaryota; Viridiplantae; Streptophyta; Magnoliopsida; Asparagales; Orchidaceae
Product: serine carboxypeptidase-like
Exons: 9
Coding region: 100-1605 (501 amino acids)
Biological process (GO): proteolysis
Cellular component (GO): vacuole
Molecular function (GO): serine-type carboxypeptidase activity
Source: RefSeq, a predicted model, not a curated record
UAAAAAAAUAUCUCCCAUCUCGUUGGUUCUUCUUCCUUGCAAAGCUCUCGAAUACAACUUCCCUAUUGCCACAAAGCCAUAGAACCCUCUCUCUGUUUUAUGGGCAAGCUCUCUUCUUUCCUCUUCCUUUUCUUCCUUUUCACCUCCUUAUGCGCCGCCGGCGAGAUCGCCGACGACCUCAGCCUUCCCAUUGACGUUGGCUUCCCGGCUUUCACUGCCAAGAAACUCAUCCGCGCGCUCAACCUCGUCCCCAAGGAUCUUUCUCCCGAUCACGCAACUGCUGCCGAUGUCUUACCGGGUUCGAUCAUCGAGAGGCCGCUCCGACUUUCGGGCUUCUCGAAUGAGAGCUCCGUCGAGGAUCUAGGGCACCAUGCCGGUUAUUACCGCCUCCCCCACUCUCAUGACGCCAGGCUGUUCUACUUUUUCUUUGAGUCGAGGCAGAGUAAGAAUGACCCUGUUGUUAUUUGGUUGACGGGUGGACCGGGUUGCAGCAGCGAAUUAGCUGUUUUCUAUGAGAAUGGACCUUAUAAAAUAGCUGACAACUUGUCAUUGGAGUGGAACGAAUUUGGUUGGGAUAAGGCUUCCAAUCUUAUAUAUGUUGAUCAGCCUACUGGAACUGGGUUUAGCUACAGCUCAGACAAACGUGAUAUUCAACACGAUGAAGCUGGUGUUAGUGGUGAUCUGUAUGAUUUCUUACAGGCAUUUUUCUCUCAACAUCCAGAGUAUGUGAAUAAUGACUUCUACAUCACGGGGGAAUCAUAUGCUGGGCAUUACAUUCCUGCUUUUGCUAGCCGUGUUCACCAGGGAAACAAAGCUAAAGAAGGCAUCUACAUUAAUUUGAAGGGAUUUGCAAUUGGUAAUGGACUUACUGAUCCUGCCAUCCAGUACAAAGCUUACCCGGAUUAUGCAUUGGAAAUGGGAAUAAUAAAAGAGUCAGACUAUAAAAGACUCAACAAAAUAGUUCCAGUUUGUGAGGUGGCCAUUAAGCUCUGUGGUACUUCUGGAAGAGUUGCUUGCUUGGCUUCAUAUUUGGUUUGCAACAUAUUGUUCAAUUCAAUAUUGAGGAUUGCAGGAAAUAUCAAUUAUUAUGACAUCAGAAAGGAAUGUGAAGGCAGUCUGUGUUAUGAUUUCUCAAACAUGGAGAAAUUCCUUAGCCUAAAACCAGUCAGAGAAUCCCUUGGAGUUGGUGAAAUACAAUUUGUAUCAUGCAGCCCCACCGUAUAUGAGGCUAUGCUUGCUGACUGGAUGAAGAACUUGGAAGUGGGCAUCCCUGCUCUUCUUGAGGAUGGCAUCAAGCUGCUUGUUUAUGCUGGGGAAUAUGAUCUCAUAUGUAACUGGCUUGGAAAUUCGAGAUGGGUUCAUGCCAUGAAGUGGUCUGGUCAGGAAGCAUUUGUUUCUUCAUCUGAGAAGCCAUUUACUGUAGAUAGCAAGGAUGCUGGAGUGUUGAAGAAUCAUGGUCCUCUCAGUUUCCUGAAGGUUCACAACGCUGGACACAUGGUACCAAUGGAUCAGCCAAAGGCUUCAUUAGAGAUGCUGACAAGAUGGAUGAAUGGAGACCUGGCUGAAGUUACGUCCGAAUCUCAAGGCCUUGCUUCCGAUAUGUAAUGUACAAAACACAGCAUAUUUCUACAUUACAAUUGCAUGACAUUUUAUUAAUACUUAGCUGAUGGAAAUGCUUGCAAUUCAUUUGAAUGCUUGCACUGUCAUAUGAUGAACAAAACCCAUGCUUUUAUUCCAGUCUUUGUACAUUUCUUGUAUAACCGCAUUUCUUGUGGUGUUCUCUCCUUGUGUUAUAACA